AGAUAAUAAUAUUAUGGUCGUUAUCUUUGUUACAACUGGCAACAAAUUGUAGCAUUUUUUAGUAUAAUAUUAUUGUUAGUGCUACGCUAUAGUUUUUGUACCACUACAAAUACUAAAUAGUGUUUACGACGUUUACGUUCGGCGGCGUCCUCUAAUAAUAUUAUUAUUGUACUAUUUACUAUUAUUUAGUAUUUUAGUGAUAAGUUCAGUCCGUCGUGGCACCGUCGAAUACUCCUACUGGCAAUUUAUUAUUAAAAUCCAUUAAACGUAUAUUAUUAUAAACGCGUAAUUAUUACAUACCUACCGGUUUAGAGUAGUCGCAGCCGUUACUAUAAUUACUAUUGCUCGGGCUAUUUCAAUACAACAACAGGUAACACGUAACAUCGAGUACUCCUAUAGUAUACGCGUAUAACAUUGCCACCAUACAUAUAGUUUGCGACUUGUACUGUCAGUUAAUUUGGAAAAUCGGAUUACGUUGGUUUUAAAGUUUGACUUUUUACCAUGAGCGAUAACGACCCGUGCGAAUGUUUUUGGAAUCAUGAGCUAUCUAUGCAACGACUACUUUCACUGCUACGUCAGUCACAGUCGGCAUGCACAGAUAUUGAUUGCUUGGAACCAGUUCAAAGAUUGGAUGGACCAUUGUCAUCGAACAGUGAAGAUACUAAUUUUGUCUUAUUAACUGGAAUUUGGGUUGUUAUUGCUUUGGCUUUGUACUUUAUGCGUCCUUAUCAGCCUCGCACACAAGAGGAAACUAUUAAAAAAUUACCAUUUGGUAGAUCUGACAAUAGUGGACCAGAUGAACCACCGUCUCCACCUCCUCCAUCAAUGGGAGCCCAGUGAUAAUAUAAUAUUUUGACGAUACAUUCUACAAGAAUUUUGAGCUCGCUCAAUCUAAAAUUCCCUUCCAUUAUUCCACAGAUAAUCAUUAUAAUCACAUAGAUUUAAGAACUUAAAAUUUUAGUUGAAGUUUCCCACUUGACUGACAAAAUCUACUGCACUAACAUGAAACAUCUAUUUAUUAUUUUUAUAUAACAAAAAAAAAAUAUGUACCUAAAUUUUAAACAUGGUAAAAAUGUUAUUAUAUACGCACACAUAAGAUAAAUAGGAAUAAAUGAUUUGUUUUCUUUUUCGUCUAUUAUGACAAACAAUGCAGUUAUAUUGGUGAUAUGUGUUAGUUGAGUGGAAAAAACUAUUAUUAAUUAUUAUACAUUAUAUUAUUAUAUUAUAUUACUUUUAUCAUAUGCAAUAACAAGAAGAGAAUAUGUACAGAAAUGUAUAGAAUUGUAUUUAGUAUUCGAGUGUGUGAAUUGAUUGAUUUAUUAUAGCUGUUUUAUUUUUUAUUUAAGUCU
Molecule: messenger RNA, 1349 nt
Organism: Rhopalosiphum maidis (corn leaf aphid)
Lineage: Eukaryota; Metazoa; Arthropoda; Insecta; Hemiptera; Aphididae
Exons: 5
Coding region: 502-840 (112 amino acids)
Cellular component (GO): endoplasmic reticulum
Source: RefSeq, a predicted model, not a curated record